AUGGAGCGGCUGCACCAGCCGACGGCGCACGAGAUGCGCCAGCAGCGAGAGGAGGCGGAGCGGCUUGAGAAAGCGCGGGAAGAGAUGCUGGAGAGGCAGCGGAACGAGGAGCGGCGAAAGCAGGAGCUGGUAACCCGCGCGGCGACGAUUAUUGCGACCGCGGGGAUGCCAGGCGCGCGGGAGUUCCGCGCGGAGCAGGAGCGGCGGGAGGAAGAACGGCGCGCGCAAGAACUACUCGAGCAGGAGCAGCGGGAGGCAGAAGAGCGGCGACAGCGGGAAGACGAGGAGCGGCGGGAGAGGAAAGAGGAGGAGCGGCAGCAGAGGGAAGAGCGGCGCCAGCAGUUGAAGAACCGGGCGGCUACGAUUGUCGCUAAUGCGCCCUCGUGGGAGCAGACGCUACAGCAGCAGCUGCGGCAGCACGAUCAUGCUACAGCCGGGUUGCUAGAUCCAGAUGAUUCGGCCGCCGUUACGAAAAGGAAAGAAUCGGAAACUUCGCAGGCGCUGUCGUUGCGACGUCGCCCACUGAUGGUACAGAUCGACGACGCAAGCGACAGUAACAUUGUUACAGUCGCUUCCCCCGCGACAGGCUCCGCCAGGACCCCGUGGCAAGGAGCGGGGGGAGCGGAACGCAGCCCACGAUCAACGCCGGUGGCGACGGCUGCAUUCGCGUCUGCGCAAUCGGUGAUGGCGGGAGCCAAGUCCCCUGGAUCGAUCUCCCGGGGCCCGACUCGCUCGUUCGGAGCAUUCGCCGCGCCGCCCCCUUCCGCGGCAUUCCUUCCGCCUAAAUCUCCCGCUGCGCCGAUCUGGGGCGCAGGCGCAGUUUCCGCCAGGGAGAGUCAGGAGGCGCAUUGGCAAGACGUGAGUCGACCGGAGGCGAUCAGAUCGCCGAGGGGCGCGCAGCUUUCUUCGUCGUCGGGCGGCUGCUCCACGCGGAACUUGCACGGGCAGCAGCGGCAUUCAUAUCACGGGCAGCAGUGCGAGCCGCUCGGGCAGAAAAACGGGCACGUAAAGAAAUCAGUGUCGUUUCCCGAUAUUGGAUGUCUUCACCCGCCCGGGUUUCUUGUGAAGGCCGCGGAGCGCAGUAGCACUACGGUCGUGUCGCCCCGCCCGCCCUUCGCUGCUGCCGCCCCCGCGGACGCGCCUCGAACUCAGAUUGAUCUGAACGAGAGCCCUUCCUCCUCCUCUCCUCCCUCCCCACUUCCUCUCUCGCCCUCUCCCCACCCUCUCCUUCGCCACCCUUUCUCCCCUCACUCUCCCUCCCCUCAUUCCCCCUCUCCUCACUCCCCCUCGCAAGGCGCCGAGAAACCCUACGGCACGUCUCCAACCCCACCAGCCUUCCAGGGCGCGAGUAGAAAGAAGGACUCUCGCCCGCCACUCUCCCCCACCUGCAUUCCCCCCCACGCCUCACCCACCGGACCUGCCUCCAAGGCUUGGCAUACCUACCCCCGGAGCAAGAGCUCCGCCGAAGCAGACGACUCGCCCCAGGAAGGCAAAUCCCCCGAACCUGAGUAUUUUCUUGAUAGGGAAGGUAUUGCAGUAGGAAUGGGAUGCAGCAGGAAGCAAGCAGAAGGAGCAUCAAGCAGCCCGGGUAAUCAGAGAAGCCCGAGCAAUGAGGGCAGUGAGUGCAGUCCGGUGAACACAGCCGCAGGGGGCGACGGCAAGGCACGGGUAGGUUCUGAAACAGUGGCCAGGAGAGCGCUCGUGAAGCAUGCGAGCAGUGCGGCAGAGCGAAGGAGAGGGAAUUCUUCAGGGGAUGGCGCAGGGGAUGCGGCUGGGGAUGGUUCAGGGCGGGGCGGAGGGAGCUGCAGGCAUAGGAGGGCGGCGACCUGGACAGAGCCGGAGGAAUUGAGUCCGGGAGGGAGGGAGGAUGGAGGGGAUGGUGGGUCGCCAGCUGUUACAGGCGAGGCUGCUGCAAACGCAGAGGGUAGUGGUCGGUGGGAGGCAAGAUCAGAGGCAAGAUCAGAGGCAAGAUCAGAGGCAAGACUUGGGAGACUUGCAGCCAAUUCUGCUGCUGAUGCUGGUGCUGGUGCCGCCUCAGACCCAGCUGCACGUGAGGCGGAUGCAGAAGCAGACGAGCGAGGCCAGUGGGAGGAGGCGGAGCUGCAAAUCCGCACGCGGUUCUUCAAGGCGAGCCACAACCGUCUCUUCAGCCUCGCAGCCAAGGGCCUCUCCUCCUUCUCCAAACUCCUUGCUGCCGCCAGUGCUGCUGCUGCUGGGGCUGCUGCUGGCAUGGGCGUGGGGGGUGUGGGGGUGAAUGUGCUGGGUGGGGCGUUUGGGGAGGUGGAGGAGAGGUAUGAGGUGGAGGGGGGGAAGGAGCUGGGCGCGGGGCAGUUUGGGGUGACACGAGUGGUGGUGUGUCGGAGCACAGGGAGGCGGCUUGCAUGCAAGACCAUCAACAAGGCCGCUUUCAAGUCCAAAUCCGACAUCGAAGACGUCCGGCGGGAGGUCGCCAUCCUGAACCUCCUCAGAUCCCACCCGAACGUAAUUCACCUGGAAGAACCCAUCGAAACCCCCCAUGCCAUCCACCUGAUCAUGGAGCUGUGCUCGGGCGGCGAGCUGUUCGAUCGAAUCAAGGAGCGGCGGCGGUACAGCGAGAGGGAGGCGGCUUUGGUGAUGCGUGCGGUGCUGGGCGUGCUGCAGAGCUGCCACCAGCGCCACCACGUGGUGCACCGCGACAUCAAGCCCGAAAACAUCCUCCUCGCCCACCCCUCCUCCCACACCGACGUGCGCGUCAUCGACUUUGGAGUCGCCGCGUUUCUCAAGCCCGGGGGGAAGAUGUUGACUGAUGCCGUCGGGUCGCUGUUCUACAUCGCGCCGGAGGUGCUUUCCGGGUCGUAUGGGACACCGGCGGAUGUGUGGUCGGCGGGCGUUGUCCUGUAUGUGCUGCUGGCCGGCGUGCCGCCCUUUUGGGCGGAGACGGAGGGGGGGGUGGCACGGGCGAUCAAGGAGGCGGAGGUGGGGUUUAAGGGGUCGGCAUGGAGGGGUGUAUCGGAGAAGGGGAAAGAUUUGAUUCUGCGGAUGCUGGAUCGGGAUCAGAAGAGGAGGGUCUCGGCACAGGAGGCUCUAGGUGGGUUCUGGUCGUACAGGCCGUUCUUUGGACCACUGGCGAACUGCCACGUGGAGACCAUCUUUGCAGCCGUGGCGCGCUCCCUGCCUGCCGUGCGGUUCAGAAGGGAGUGCCUGAGAAUGGUGGAUGGCGGCACGGUGGCUCUUGAUUGGCCGAUAGGGGGCGAGGCGCUGGAAGGCACGUCGGCCAAUGGCGAGGUGCCACCUGGCACUCCCUGGCUGAUUCUUCUGCCCAGGUUGACGGGCGGCAGUGGUGACACAUGUAUGGAGCACAUGCAUAUGUCCCCUUUUCCCCUUCGUGCAUGCACCAUAGACGAGCCAGGGCUGACAGGGGACAGUGGCGACACGUACGUGAGGCACAUGCUGGUGCGCGCCAGGCGGCCUGGCGGGCGGGGUGGGCGGGGUGGGGCACAGCGGUGUUCAACUCCAGGGGCUGCCGGGGCUGCCUCUGCUCUCACCGUGCAUGCACCACUGCCGGGGCUGCCUCUGCUCUCACCGUGCAUGCACCACUGCCUUCCCUCAUCUACCCACCAGCCCGGGCUCACAGGCGGCAGCGGCGACACGUACGUGAGGCACAUGCUGGUGCGCGCCAGGCGGGCGGGGUGGGGCACGGUGGUGUUCAACUCGCGUGGCUGCGCCAACAGCCCCGUUACGUCGCCGCAGUUCUACUCGGCAUCAUUCACCGAGGAUCUACGGCAGGUGGUGCGCCACGUGGCAGCACUGCAGCCGCUCUCGCGCCUCUAUGCGGCCGGCUGGUCCCUGGGAGCCAACAUCCUCGUGCGCUACCUGGCGCAGGAGGGAGAGGAGGUGCCUCUGUCGGGAGCAGUAUCGCUGUGCAACCCUUUUGACCUGGUGCUGGCUGAUCGCAACUUCCACAUUGGAUUCAACAACUUCUAUGAUCAACGGCUGGGAUCGACUCUCAGGGGUAUUUACGCCAAUCACGCACCCCUGUUUGAGGGGCUGGGCGGGGAGUAUGACAUAGACCUCGUAGCACGAGCUAAGACUGUGCGGGACUUCGAUGUGGGACUCACACGAGUGUCAUUCGGCUAUCCCACAGUGGACGCUUAUUACAGUGAUGCCAGCAGCUGUCGAAGCAUCAAGGACGUGCGAUUGCCUCUGCUGUGUGUCCAAGCUUUGGAUGAUCCCAUCGCACCAGCAGAAGGCAUUCCGUAUGCCGCUAUUGAGAACAACCCCCUCACCAUGCUUGUGGGAACAUCCCACGGCGGUCAUCUGGGCUGGGUGGCGGGUCCUGAGGCUCCCUUUGGGGCCCCUUGGCCGGACAUACUCACUAUGGAGUUCCUCGAAGGGCUGGAGAAGAGGGCGGUUGAGGAUGAAAGCGAGGGUAUUCCCCAAGAGACUGCUUAUGAGAAGUUGUUUGGGCAAAAGGAGGAGUUGGAAGUGGUUGGAGAGGGUUCGGCGGGUGGUGAGGGUGGAGGGGGUCGUGAUGCAGGUAGUGAGGGAGGAAUUAAGGUAUCAUGGUAA
Molecule: messenger RNA, 4548 nt
Organism: Closterium sp. NIES-65
Lineage: Eukaryota; Viridiplantae; Streptophyta; Zygnematophyceae; Desmidiales; Closteriaceae
Source: the annotation of a GenBank genome assembly